Molecule: messenger RNA, 710 nt
Organism: Trichoplusia ni (cabbage looper)
Lineage: Eukaryota; Metazoa; Arthropoda; Insecta; Lepidoptera; Noctuidae
Exons: 4
Coding region: 51-482 (143 amino acids)
Molecular function (GO): odorant binding
Source: RefSeq, a predicted model, not a curated record
AUAUGCACUUGAAAUAUCACUUCUGAGGCUUCUUGUGGUUAAGAAACAUAAUGUUUUGGCGGUGGAACGUUUUCCUCAUUUCUGUCUGUUUCUGCGCUUACAUUAUUGAGUGUACACCAAAGAAAGAAGAUCCCGUACAAAUUGUGAAGAAGUAUCAUUUAGAAUGCAUAGAUGAAACAAAAGCGGAUCCCGGUAUCGUUGCGAGGAUUAAAAAGGGAGAUUGGAAAAUUCCAAAGGCAAAACUUCAGCAGAUAAAGGAAUGGUGUCUUUGCGUGAUGAUGAAAGCUGGACUAAUGACUAAGCAAGGAGUGUACAAAAUCGACGUGGCGCUGUCUCAGGUACCUUCCGAAGACAAAGGAAGCGUUGAAAAUUUAAUAGAUACUUGUCUUAGUAAAAAAGCUAUUCCUGCUCCAGACAUCGCAAUGAUGUUUAUAAAAUGCUAUCAAAAAGCGAGAGGAAACUACACCGUGACAGUCUUGUAAAUGUGCCAUCUAUUGUCAACUACAUGCACUCUACGCUUUAACUGAAAAGAGAGCCAUCUAUUAAGAAAAAGGUUGAAUUAUACAAAGAGGUGUUGGGAAUAAGAUUGAUUUAAAUUUAUUUGAAACAUUACAUUUGGAAAUAGUUUGGAACUUUUACUGUAGAUGGCUCUGUUUGAAACACUGCAAAAAUAAAAAUGUACAAUUAACAAAAGAGUUUUUAUUCUGCUA